AUGUUAUUCUCUGAUUGUACGAAAAAAAUUAUUGUUCCUUGUCCGCAAACCUCAGCAUUAUCAGUUGAUAAUCAUUCAUAUACAGUUCAUCAUAGUCUUCCAGUACAGCCAACGAUGGGUAUCAAUCGAAGAAAAUAUCGAAAUAGAACACGAUUUGGCGAUGGAAUAGCAAAUGUCAUAGCUAAGACAAAUGCUAUUCGUCGAUGGUGGGAAAUUGAACCAGGUGCAACCAAUCCACCUAAUUGGCAUGGUGAAGGUGGUCGUGCGGUCGUCAUACCUGCUGACUUACAAUCAGAAGCAAAACGGCGUUUCUUAGAGAACCAAUUUAAUAUUCUUGCUUCAGACCUUGUCGCUCUAAAUCGAACAAUAAGAGAUCAACGAUCACCGAGUUGCUUAUCGCAUAAAUUUCCAGAUGAUUUACCAACUACAUCAAUAGUUAUUGUAUUUCAUAAUGAAGGCAAUUCAACAUUACUCCGUACAUUAACAAGUAUCAUACUGCGCAGUCCAAUAAAAUAUAUAAAAGAAAUUAUUUUGGUCGACGAUGCUAGUGUCAAUCGAGUAUAUUUAAAAGAUACAUUGGAAACAUUCAUAAAAAAUUUGCCAGUAUCAGUUCAUGUACUAAGAAAUAAUGAUCGACUAGGACUUAUGAAAUCUCGUCUGCGAGGUGCUGAAGUAGCAUCGGGCGAUACAUUGACUUUUCUCGAUGCACACAUCGAAUGUUCACCUGGUUGGCUGGAAUAUUUAUUGUAUGAAGUGAAAAAAGAUAGAUCGGCAGUUGUCUGUCCGAUUAUCGAUGUCAUUAGCGAUAACGAUUUUGCUUAUUUAACUGGUAGUGACAUGACCUGGGGUGGAUUUAAUUGGAGAUUGAAUUUUCGUUGGUAUCCAGUUCCACAACGAGAGGAAAUUCGACGAAAUAAUGAUCAUUCACUUCCAUUACUAUCUCCAACUAUGGCUGGUGGUUUGUUUACAAUUAAUCGGGCGUAUUUUUAUGAAAUAGGAGCUUAUGAUCCGGGUAUGGAAGUCUGGGGUGGUGAAAAUUUGGAAAUGUCGUUUCGUGUAUGGCAAUGUGGUGGCAAAGUUCUCAUCCAUCCAUGUAGUCAUGUUGGUCAUGUUUUUCGUAAACAAACGCCAUACACAUUUCCUGGUGGUACAGGAACUGUAAUCUUUCAUAACAACAAACGACUUGUAGAAGUAUGGCUUGAUAAAUACAAAGAUUUCAUUUACACAAUUAUGCCUGACUUGAAACGAGUGGAAGCCGGUGAUGUAUCUGAACGUCUUCAGUUACGAAAACAACUUCAAUGUAAAGAUUUUCAAUGGUACCUAGAAAACAUCUAUCCUGAAACGUCAAUGCCGAUACACUUCCACCACGUCGGAGCGUUAAGAAACGAAGGAUUCGGUUGUGCUGAUUCACUGGGCUAUAAUGUUGACAAUGGAGCGAAUCAAAACGCAGGCAUUUCUCCUUGUCAACAUAAAAGUACCAAUCAGAUACGUAACGAACUGAGAGGUUGCCUGACUGUUCGUAAUGGAUUCAGUAGUCAAAAGACAAAUCAUACAGCUGCACUUCACAUGCAAGGCUGUUUGGAUCGAACAGAUUCACCUUUGACAGCGAUAAAUCAGAUUUUAAUCCACUCCAAGAACGGACAACUUCGUUUUGAUGAUCUCUGCUUGGAAGCUAUUGCAAACACGGUUGUUAAACUACAGAAAUGUUCCAAUGGAAAUAAUAGACAAACCUGGAAUUACGACAACCAAACGAAGCAUAUGAAACACGUCAAAUCUAGUCAAUGUAUGACGGUUGAUGAGAAAGCUCAAUCGGGCAAAGUGUUACUUACACCAUGCCAGCAAGAAAAUAAUCCUAAACAACGAUGGCACCUCGAACGAGCAGUUUUAACUCCAUAA
Messenger RNA from Adineta ricciae, 1896 nucleotides. NCBI's taxonomy places the organism in Eukaryota, Metazoa, Rotifera, Eurotatoria, Adinetida, Adinetidae. The record is from the annotation of a GenBank genome assembly.